This is a messenger RNA of Melospiza melodia melodia, 4792 nucleotides long. RefSeq names its product ERCC excision repair 4, endonuclease catalytic subunit (gene ERCC4). The transcript has 11 exons. The record is from RefSeq and is a predicted model, not a curated record. Gene Ontology annotation, biological process: resolution of meiotic recombination intermediates; double-strand break repair via homologous recombination; nucleotide-excision repair involved in interstrand cross-link repair. The coding region runs from base 3 to 2720 and encodes 905 amino acids. Gene Ontology annotation, molecular function: single-stranded DNA endonuclease activity; single-stranded DNA binding; damaged DNA binding. Gene Ontology annotation, cellular component: nucleotide-excision repair factor 1 complex. Lineage: Eukaryota; Metazoa; Chordata; Aves; Passeriformes; Passerellidae.
CGAUGGCGGCGCUGCUGGAGCACGAGAGCCAGAUCUUCCUGGAGCUCUUCCACCGCGACGGGCUCGUCGUGUGCGCCCGCGGGCUCGGCAUCGACCGCCUGCUGCUGCGCUUCCUGCGCCUCUACUGCGAGCCCGCCAGCCUGGUGCUCGUGCUCAACACCAGCCCCGCCGAGGAGGAGUAUUUUAUUGAUCAGCUGAGGUCAGAUGGAGUUGUUCAUCUCCCUCGCCGUGUUACCAAUGAAAUUGCAAAUAAUACUCGAUAUGAAUUUUAUACACAAGGAGGAGUCAUCUUUGCAACCAGUCGGAUCCUUGUGGUGGAUUUCCUUACUGACAGAAUCCCUGCCAAUCUCAUUACUGGCGUUUUGGUGUACAAAGCACACAGAAUCAUUGAGUCCUGUCAGGAGGCAUUCAUCUUGCGACUUUAUCGCCAGAAGAACAAGCAAGGCUUCAUUAAAGCUUUUACAGAUAAUGCAGUUGCCUUUAACACUGGCUUUUGUCAAGUGGAAAGAGUGAUGAAGAAUCUUUUUGUUGGGAAGCUUUAUCUGUGGCCAAGAUUUCACAUAGCAGUGCACUCGUUUUUAGAGAAGCAUAAACCUGAAGUGGUGGAAAUCCACGUGGCAAUGACUCCUGCUAUGCUUGCCAUCCAGACUGCAAUCCUGGACAUUCUGAAUGCAUGUCUGAAGGAACUGAAACGUUACAACCCAGCUCUUGAAGUAGAAGAUCUAUCUUUAGAGAAUGCUAUUGCUAAACCUUUUGACAAGACAAUCCGCCACUAUUUAGAUCCUCUCUGGCAUCAGCUCGGAGCUAAGACAAAGUCUUUGGUGCAGGAUCUGAAGAUCCUACGUACUUUGCUACUGUAUCUAACCCAGUAUGAUUGUGUCACUUUCCUUAAUCUCCUGGAGUCACUGAAAGCAAGUGAAAAAGCUUUUGGUGAGAAUUCAGGCUGGCUGUUCCUUGACUCCAGCACUUCAAUGUUUGUGAAUGCUCGAGCUCGAGUUUAUCGCAUUGCAGAUGAGAAACUGAAUCAGAAAGGCAAAGGCUCAGGCUCUGAAAAACGUGAUGUAAAGAAGGAAAAUGAACUGAAAAGGGAAUUGGUUCUAGAAAGUAACCCAAAAUGGGAAGCUUUGAGAGAAGUACUGAAAGAGAUUGAAAAUGAGAAUAAGAACAGUGACAACCUUGGCGGUCCAGGGCAAGUGCUCAUUUGUGCCAGUGAUGACCGAGCCUGUGCACAGCUCAGGGAGUAUAUUAUUACUGGAGCAGAAGCUUUUCUAACAAGACUUUAUAACAAAACCUUUGGAAAGGACGAGAAAGCUGGAGAAGUGUGGAUUAAUGACAGAAAAGCCACGAAGUCCAAAGGAAAUGCCAAACCAGACACAGGGCCUCAAGCCAAAAAAGCCAAGCUGACAGCUCCUUCAAAACAAAAUAAACAGAAGAAGCAGCAAGACCGGACUCUAAUCCAAAUGAUAGGGAAAACUGAAGAGGAAAAGAGAGAGGAGGUCGAGGUGGAAGACAACAAAGAAUUAAGUGGUAGCCAAGAAAGCAACAUUGAAGAGACCAUUCCUGAAGAUUUUGAUUUCAGCUUGCCCUCAGAUUGUUACUAUGGGAUUUUCAAGGACCCACUGACAAUUAUCCACCCGCUGCAGGGCUGUGGGGAUCCCUACGCGCUCACUCGGGUGCUGCACGAAGUAGAACCCAGAUAUGUUGUGCUGUAUGAUGCAGAACUCACUUUUGUUCGGCAGCUGGAAAUCUACAAGGCAAGCAGGCCUGGGAAGCCUUUGAGAGUUUAUUUCCUCAUAUAUGGGGGCUCCACAGAAGAGCAGCGCUACCUCACAGCUCUGAGGAAGGAGAAGGAGGCCUUCGAAAAACUCAUUCGAGAGAAGGCCAGCAUGGUUGUUCCUGAAGAAAGAGAAGGAAGAGAUGAAACAAACUUAGAUCUCCUCAGAGACGCCAGACCUGCCUCUGUCUCUGCUGACACACGCAAAGCAGGUGGACAGGAACAGAAGGGUGUCCAGCAAACCAUAAUCGUGGAUAUGCGGGAAUUCCGUAGCGAGCUUCCAUCCCUGAUCCAUCGCCGUGGCAUCGACAUCGAGCCCGUGACUUUGGAAGUUGGGGAUUAUAUUCUAACCCCCGACAUCUGCGUGGAGCGCAAGAGCAUCAGCGAUCUGAUCGGCUCCCUGAACAACGGCAGGCUGUACGCGCAGUGCGUGGCCAUGUGCCGCUACUACAAGCGGCCAGUGCUCCUCAUUGAGUUUGAUCCUAGCAAACCCUUCUCCUUGAUCCCGCGAGGCUCUUUACAGCCAGAAAUUUCCAGCAAUGAUGUUACUUCUAAACUGACCCUUCUCACACUGCACUUCCCAAAGUUACGAAUCCUGUGGUGUCCCUCUCCCCACGCUACUGCUGAAGUCUUUGAAGAGUUGAAACAAAACCAUCCCCAACCCGACGCAGAAACGGCGAUGGCCGUCACCGCAGACUCCGAAAUUCUCCCCGAGUCAGACAAGUACAACCCUGGGCCUCAGGACUUCCUGCUGAAAAUGCCAGGGGUUAAUGCAAAGAACUGCCGUGCCUUAAUGACCCACGUUAAAAGCAUUGCAGAGCUGGUGACGCUGUCCAAGGACGAGCUGGCCAAGAUUUUGGGUAAUGCUGCCAAUGCCACACAACUCUUUGACUUUAUUCACUUGACCUAUGCAGAGGCACUAGCCAAAGGAAAAAGCAAAAAAUGACUCAUGAGAUUGUUCAACACACAGCACAGAUAAGCUUUUCUGGCACAGUACUUUGGCAAAUACAUGAAAUAUUUUAAUAAAUGCCCCCCUAAGAUAACCAGCUGUUUCUUGCUCAUGCUAUUCCAUCAGUUUUAAUAUGUGAGUUAAUUAUUACUAAAGGCAAGUUUCAAGAGGAAAAAAUAUUUUUAAUAGAGAAAUAUGAAUUAUUUUUAUUCUUUUUAAAGCACUUUAACCAAUUCUAUAAUAUCACUGAAUUAACUAAAUUUCUAACUGAAAUUAGAAAUUUCAAUUAGAAAACUGAAAUAAAUUUCUAACUGAAUUAACUAACUUUCACCAAGACCAUAAGAAUUAAGUGCUAAGACUAACUGAUAAAGGUGUUUUCUUGUGAAAGCUAUGAUGUCUUGUUCAAGCUAAAAAUGUGCUGUGUUUUGAUUAGUCUGGGUGACCUGCUGCAUGAUACAACACUGCUUUUGCCAUUUUUAAUGUCUCAUUCUCUGGCAACUGCCACUUUUUGAUUGACAGUGAUGAAGUUAUUUGAAACACAUUGUGGUCUUUGCUCAGGAGUUUAUUUAGACUGUACUGGGACUGAAUCCUGAAUUUUAGAACAUGACCAUAAGCCUUUGUCACAGUAAAAUCCAUUUGUAUGCUAUGCUCUGCAUUUUGCUUGCUCACCCUACUACCAAUUACACUUUUUACCAUUACAAAGCCGGUACAGCUCUGUCCUGCUGGAUUUUACAAAGUGCUUUCAAAGUGCUUACCAAGUUAGACCAAAGUUAGACCUUUGGUCUAACUGAGUAGAAAUUCUGUGGUGCCACAGAGCAACUAAAUUUUGAGUGUGCCUUACACUUUUAAGAGGCUUUUUUUUUUACUCAGUUUUGAUAGCUCUUUCACUUGGAAGUGAAAAAUCUGGGUAUACCAUCAGCACUGUUCCUUUAUACCAAAGAAUAUUUCCUCUUAUAUAAUGCAGUCAUUUUCUAAGCAAGGUUUUCCAAAAGUGUUGAAAGUUCUUCCAAUAUUGGCUUCUUUUGUGUCCUAUUGCUCUUGUAUUUUUAUGCUCCAAAUCAACUGUCUGUCAAUAACCUCAGUAAAGCCAUUGUCACCUAGAAGAUAAUACUUUUAGUGUUUUGUGUAGCAUAAAAGAAGGAAAUGUUUGUGAAUAUGUGCAUUGUUAAAUUAUACAUUCUACAUUGAACUUUGAUACAACUGUGUACAAACUGCCAUUGCCAAAAGGGUUGGUCCAGUGUUAUUCCAUGCUAAUGUAUUUACAUUUGUUAUUUACAAAACCUUUAUCUAUGAUUUGCACAUGUAUUUAUAUGAUUCUAAUGGGAACAACAGACCAAUAUUAUCUCCUUUGUGAAAGAAGAAAAUAUUUUUUGUGUUCAGGUUUGGUAAAAACAGUACUGUGAACUUUCAGGUUAAAUGUUUAUUGUGCAUUUUAAGUAUGAAUUAUGAAUUGUUAACUUUAAUCUGUGGUUGAGCUAUGACAAAUUUCCAAGGGAACAUUUUUCUGCAGAUGCAAAUUUUAGUAUUAAAUACACCCAUAAUAAGAUUAAAAUUUGUUCAUUAUCUUGUUUUGCAUUUGGCUGUAUUGAUACCAAAACAUUUAUAUUUUUAGUGUGUGGUUUACAAUCCAGAUCUUUGGGUUUCUAUUGCCCUAGAUUCUAAUUUAUUUAAUAUGAGAAGAAGUCUUUCCAUUUUGACUUUUGUGUAUUCAAACUAAUGUUGUCAGAUGUGCAGAGGUUUGAGAAUGCUGUAAAGUGGUGCUAAGAGAACUGGAAAUCAGAGUAAGAUCCAAGUGCCCUGAGUGCAUGGCCUUGGAGCCUGAUUGAGAAAAGGGCAGCUGAGCAGCCUUGGAGAACAAACAUUGCUUGUGCAGUGGGGUCAGGGUGCUCCAUGAACUGUGGCUUUGGGGUUUUUCACAGAUGCUGCCUCAGCUGUCAGUGAGGUUUGGAGUUUUUGCAUUGAUGUGUAUGGGGUGAAAAUGAAGGGAUAGUAAUGGGAGAUAAAGUUGUAGCUUUGUGUUGUGUGCUAGAUCAAAGUUACAUCAUGCAAUUAAAUAAUUAUUUGCUGAA